Molecule: messenger RNA, 12976 nt
Organism: Carassius gibelio (silver crucian carp)
Lineage: Eukaryota; Metazoa; Chordata; Actinopteri; Cypriniformes; Cyprinidae
Product: chromodomain-helicase-DNA-binding protein 6
Exons: 38
Coding region: 457-9270 (2937 amino acids)
Molecular function (GO): ATP binding; protein binding; ATP-dependent chromatin remodeler activity
Source: RefSeq, a predicted model, not a curated record
GUAAAAAGCAUCACGAUUGGUGGAUGCGGACAGAAGAAACAUAAAACCCCAGAGCGUAUCUAUUGCACUCCGGACGCAACGCGACAAACGCGAAUGAAUCCAGCGCGUGCUUUCGGUCAUCAGUGAAGAACUGAAAUAGAAAAAAAACUCUUGAACUACAGCGAAAACAUCCACAGCCACACAAGAGGCUAAAAGUACACAAUGGUCGCUGGCGAUAUGUGUCUCUCAGACAAGCUUAGCGCAACGUCGCUUGCGUGACAGCUCGCUGGCCAAUAGGAACCUCCAGCGGCCCAGCUGCGCUCAGACGCGUCCAAUGGCGAACGGCAGAAUACGGGCCUAAACGCAAGUUAGGCUGUUGUUGCAGGCGGCCAGCGCUAAACUUCACCAAAUAAUAGCUGUUUGUAUUUUGGCUGCCGCAGUAGCCAUUUUAGAGGCAGACAGAAAGAUCAAGAAAAAAUGAAAAUACAAAAGAAGGACAAGCAGAUGUCUGCCACCCAUGGACUAAAGCACACUCCAUCAGCUGCUGCCGCAAAUGCCUCUGACCAAAACGCACAAACUACAUUUCCCAUCGGCCACUUGGGCAAAGAACAGUUACGGAUCAUCGGAGGGCCGCCCAAUCACUGCAUGACUCACCCAAAGCACUCUGGGUUACGGGAGGCAGGGCCUGCGGCCAGCAGUCAUAGUCUCCGCCCUUUAUCAAUCAACAGUGAGGAGGAUGAUGGAGGGGGCGGGACCAGGGUGAAGAAGAAACGAAGGAAAAAAGACAAAAAAGAGGCAGAGUGGCAAAAAGAUGAAGAGAGCAACGCUAAACCAAAGAGAAGGGAGCAAAAGGAAGGGAAGGAGCUUCUUCCGAGAAAGACAAAGGUGGCGAAGGAACAAAAGGAUCAUAAGAAGAGGGAGCCAAAAGCCCAAAAAGAGGUCAAAAAAGUUAGGAAAGGUCAAGAUGUGAAAGUGAAAAUACAGGCCAAGAACACUGCAACACAUCUGCCCUCCAAAAGAGGGAGGAAGCCAAAAGAGCAGAGUGCCAUGCCUCCGGAGAAGAAGAAGAAGGGAAAGAGGAAAAGUGAUGCUGUACUUGAGAUGGUGGAAAGUGAUGACACAACCUCUCUCAGCACGCUCGCCACUGGCGGUGAGGAAAGCAUCGACCCUAUUGAUAACACUAAGAGGCGAUCAGGGCGUCAAGUGAAGCGACGGAAGUAUAACGAAGAUCUUGAUUUCAAGGUCGUGGAUGAUGACGGGGAGACCAUCGCCGUGUUGGGCCCGGGCCGAAUUGCUGCCAUGUCUUCCUCCACCCUCGCCUGGCAGGCUGAGGAACCCCCUGAAGAUGAGGCUAAUAUCAUUGAGAAAAUACUCUCAGUGCGAACGGUCAAGAAAGAGACAUCCCCUGACGAACCACCAGAAGAGAUGGAGGAGUUUUACGUCAAGUACAGAAAUUUCUCCUAUCUGCACUGUAAAUGGGCGACCUUGGAGGAACUGGAGAAGGACCCACGCAUUAGCCAAAAAAUCAAGCGUUUCAGAAACAAGCAAGCGCAAAUGAAGCACAUUUUCACAGAGCUGGAUGAAGACCUGUUUAAUCCAGAUUAUAUUGAAGUUGAUCGGGUUUUAGAGAUCGCUAUCACCACAGAUACAGAAACAGGAGAGGAAGUUACACACUACCUGGUGAAAUGGUGCUCUUUGUCAUAUGAGGAGAGCACUUGGGAGCUUCAGGAAGAUGUUGACCCUGUGAAAAUCAGAGAGUUUGAAGAACUGAAGGAAAUUCCAGAAAUCAAGCAUGUGGAAAGGCCUCUGCCUGAACAGUGGCAAAAGCUGGAGAAGACCAGAGAGUACAGGAAUGGGAACCAGCUGCGAGAAUACCAGUUAGAGGGGAUGAACUGGCUCCUUUUCAACUGGUACAACAGGAAAAACUGUAUUCUGGCUGAUGAGAUGGGGCUGGGGAAGACCAUCCAGUCCAUCACGUUUCUCUAUGAGAUUUACCUCAUGGGUCUGAGAGGACCCUUCCUCAUCAUCGCCCCGCUCUCCACCAUCACCAACUGGGAGAGAGAGUUCCGCACAUGGACUGAAAUGAACGCCAUCGUCUAUCACGGCAGCCAGAUCAGUCGGCAGAUGAUCCUGCAGUACGAGAUGUACCACCGAGAUGAACAGGGAAACACUGUGUCUGGCCAGUUUAAGUUUCAUGGCAUCAUCACUACAUUUGAAAUGAUAAUGGCUGACUGCCCAGAGCUGAAGAAGAUCAACUGGCGCUGUGUGGUGAUCGACGAGGCCCAUCGGCUAAAAAACCGCAACUGUAAACUUCUGGAGGGACUCAAACUCAUGAACCUGGAACAUAAAGUCCUUCUCACAGGAACCCCUUUGCAGAACUCUGUUGAGGAACUCUUCAGUCUGCUUAACUUUCUGGAACCCUCACAGUUCCCUUCUGAGAGCACUUUCCUGGAGGAGUUUGGAGACCUGAAGACAGAAGAGCAGGUAAAGAAACUGCAAGCCAUUCUGAAGCCCAUGAUGCUGAGGAGACUGAAGGAUGACGUGGAGAAAAAUCUGGCUCCUAAACAGGAGACAAUCAUUGAAGUGGAGCUCACUAAUAUUCAGAAGAAAUACUACCGCGCCAUUCUGGAGAAAAACUUUGCCUUUCUUGCCAAGGGAGCAAACCAGCACAACAUGCCCAACCUCAUCAACACAAUGAUGGAGCUUCGCAAGUGCUGCAAUCACCCGUACCUCAUUACAGGUGCUGAAGAAAAGAUCCUUGAGAGCUUUAAGAAAACCUACAGUUCUGAUGCUGCAGAUUUUCAGCUGCAGGCUAUGAUCCAGGCUGCUGGUAAACUAGUGCUUAUUGACAAGUUGCUGCCCAAACUGCUGGCCGGAGGACAUAAAGUGCUGGUGUUUUCCCAGAUGGUCCGGUGCCUGGAUAUACUGGAGGACUACCUCAUUCAGAGGCGGUAUACAUACGAGCGUAUUGAUGGGAGAGUUCGAGGGAAUCUACGGCAGGCCGCCAUCGAUCGCUUUAGUAAGGUAGACUCUGACCGCUUCGUGUUCCUCCUCUGUACACGAGCAGGAGGUCUGGGCAUCAACCUCACCGCCGCUGACACCUGUAUUAUAUUUGACUCUGACUGGAACCCGCAGAACGACUUGCAGGCUCAAGCUCGCUGCCACCGGAUCGGUCAAAGCAAAGCAGUGAAAGUAUAUCGCCUUAUUACACGAAACUCAUAUGAGAGGGAGAUGUUUGACAAGGCCAGUCUGAAACUGGGAUUGGACAAGGCUGUUCUGCAGGACAUCAACCGCAAGGGCAGUCUCAAUGGGGUUCAGCAGCUCUCUAAGUUGGAGGUGGAAGAUCUUCUCAGGAAGGGAGCGUACGGUGCACUUAUGGAUGAGGAAGAUGAGGGCUCUAAAUUUUGCGAAGAGGAUAUUGAUCAGAUCCUGCAGCGACGCACACAGACCAUCACAAUCCAGUCUGAGGGGAAGGGAUCAACUUUUGCCAAGGCUAGCUUUGUGUCUUCGGGGAACCGUACAGACAUCUCUCUGGAUGAUCCAAACUUCUGGCAGAAGUGGGCCAAGAUUGCUGAACUGGAAAUUGACUCUAAAGCAGAAAAGGAGAGUCUGGUGAUAGACACCCCUCGCGUAAGGAAGCAGACGCGUCACUAUAACUCAUUUGAGGAUGAUGAACUGAUGGAGUUCUCUGAACUGGACAGUGACUCUGAAGAACGACCCUGUCGCACAAGACGUCUCAGUGAUCGCAACAGACGCUACCUCCGAGCGGAGUGCUUCAGAGUGGAGAAAAACCUUCUCAUUUUCGGGUGGGGUCGCUGGAAGGAUAUUCUCAAUCAUGGGCGUUUUAAAUGGCACCUGUCGGAGCGAGACAUGGAGGUGCUGUGCAGGGCACUUCUGGUGUACUGUGUUCGCCAUUAUAAGGGAGACGACAAAAUUAAGAGCUUCAUUUGGGAUCUGAUCACACCUACUAAAGACGGACACAAUCAAGCACUACAAAACCACUCAGGUCUGUCUGCUCCUGUGCCUCGGGGUCGUAAAGGCAAGAAGCUGAAGAACCAGUUGAGUCCCCCAGAGCUGAAGAAUGCAGACUGGCUGGUCCACUGUAACCCAGAGGUUGUGCUUCAGGAUGACAGCUACAAGAAACACCUCAAACAACACUGCAACAAGGUGCUACUGAGGGUGCGGAUGCUAUACUAUCUGAAGGUGGAAGUGCUGGGGGAGGCUGCGAAUCAGGCUCUUGAAGGGAUCCCAGCCAGUAAACUGGAGGUAACCCUGCCUGAUAUUGACUACAUUGAGAUCCCUACAAUAUGGUGGGAUGCUGAAGCGGAUAAAUCGCUGCUUAUUGGAGUUCACAAACAUGGGUAUGAGCGGUAUAAUGCCAUGCGUGCAGACCCUGCUCUGUGUUUCCUGGAGCGAGUGGGUAUGCCUGAUGUCACUGCAUUGACGGUAGAGCAAAGUGGAGCAGAAACUGCUUUAGAUGCACCUGAUAGUAUCAGCAAGAGUGAUGAAAUCAAAGAGGAGAACGAUAUUAAGUCUGAGGAAUUAGAAGAGAAAGUAGAGAUCAAGGAGGAACCCAUGUCAGAGGAAACAGGGAAAAAUGAUAAUACAAUGACAGGGGGUUUUAUAGGAUCUCUCGCAGCAGACCUUGUUGCAGAAGUGAUGGAGCAGGGACGGAUACAGUGGCCAGCAGGCUCGGCUCUUACAGCACGACUCCGGCGCCUCAUUACUGCCUAUCAGCGUUAUACACGCCGUGAGCCGCUUCGUCAUGAUUUCCUCUUACACGAGGGAAUUGCACCUGUGGCUUGGCAAAUAGGAGAGUUUAGGCACUGCACUACUGAACCUGAUCCGCUCUUUUUGGAGUGGCAACGAAGGUGGACACGUCGAGAGCAGGCUGACUUCUAUCGCACCGUGUCGUCGUUUGGAGUAGUGUAUGACCCAGAGAAGAAGACCUUUGACUGGAGUCAGUUCCGUGCCCUUGCUCGAUUAGAGAGAAAGACGGACGAAAGCUUGGAGAGAUAUUUCCACAGCUUUGUUUCAAUGUGUCGAACCGCAUGUAGACUGCCGCCCAGAAAAGAUGAAGGUAAUGUGGAUACAUCACUGUUUGUGGAGCCCAUUACAGAAGAGCGAGCUGCCCGAACAUUAUAUCGUAUCGAGCUUUUGAGAAAGGUCCGUGAGCAAGUAUUGCGCCACCUGCUCCUGGAGGCACGACUGCUGCUUUGUCGCCCUAGUCUGUACUUGCCUGUCUGGUGGGAGUGUGGCAAACAUGACCGUGAUCUUCUCAUUGGGGUUGCUAAGCAUGGCUUGAGUCGAACAGACUUCUACAUCCUCAAUGACCCCCAAUUAUCCUUCCUGGAGGCCCACCGGAACUAUGUUCAUAAAGAAAACCACAGAUAUCCUGUCCCGGGCUUGCCCCACCACCAUUGCUGCUUGUAUGAUGCCAACCUUGGGCAUUGUCAGUCCCCACAACCUCCAGAGUAUCACCCCACACCUUCACACCACACACCAACACAACUCGUCAAUACUCAUGGGCAUCGCCAGCCCACAGAAGUGGUGGCAUCAGAGUCUGGGAAUUCCCUAGAAAUAGGUGCAGGAAACAGGGAAGGAUUUUUGGAUUGCCCUCCAUUGGAUGACUCUCUAGAGUUGGGGUCUUUACAACAUGAAGGCUUGACAUCAGACACACUACAUAUCAAGUCUGGUAAAGAGGCCUUCAAUGGAUUCCCAUUCAAUUCUGCAACUGGUGGACAGAAUAUGCUAAAUUCAUAUGGGGUCCAAGGGGAGCUAAAUGGGUCUCAAGGAGACAUGGCAGACUCCAUAGCUGGGAAACUUCGCAGCGAUGUUCUGGUGGGAGAGCAAGGGUCUUCGGAGGAGACUGGCUUAAUGGCUCCUUCUAUGGAACUAGAUGAACUUCAAGCUCCAUGGGAAAGCUCGGACCAUGCUGAAGCCUCUGACAUGUUCAACGAGACUGAUCCCAUCUUGGGAGCGCAAACUUUGGAACCCAGCUUUCUCGAUGCUCCUCAACCAGAAGAUGGACGUGAGGGUGAUGAAACGCUCACCGACUGUUUGAGCAUGCCAAGUUCGGACUCGCAAAGCAACCCUGUUGAACCACUGGCACCGAGCUUCAUGUUGUUCAAAGACCUCAAUGUUGGAGAGACUUCUGUGGAUCAGACAGAUCUAUCAGCCAGUCUUCCAGAAUAUGUUUCACCACCACCACCUCUUGGACUCCCGGAUGUGAGUCUUGACCAGACAGAUCCCAUUAGUGAGGAGCAAGAAGAUAGGCUUAGUGAUUCUAACAUCACACAUGGUGUUCCCAGUCCAGAAGAAGGAGCUGAAAGCUUAGGGUUUCAAGAUCUUUCCCCAGACAGCCCAAUGACAAUGGAUACUCAAGAUGAGAUUCCUUCAAUAGCAUCUCCAAGAGAAAAUUGUCUCGAGGAAUCCCAGAAAGGGGACUACAAGGUGCCAUUUGACGAUUCCAAUGGGGAUUUUAAAGAUCCUUGUGAAGUGGCCUUGAAUGAACUUUACAAAAAGCCUCUAACAGAGCCACAAAAAGUGCCUUUAGAGGAGUCUUACGAUUUGACUUGUGACGAGACCCUGCAGGAACCUUGUGAUGGGUUUCAGCAAGACACAACAGAACAGCAGUUGGUGGAAGAACCCUGCAAAGAACCACCAGAGCUAAUAGGAGAGUGCAAUAUAACUAACACUAAUCUCCCAACAGACUACCCUAUUCCACCUUCACUCCCGUCAUCUCCUACUACCUUACCUGACACCUCUGAAUCCCUGAGCCUUGAAGGAGUCCCAAAACAAGAGCUCCUCAUGGAUCCAGUGGUGUCAGAUGUGAAGCCUGAGCCAGAUAGCACUACACAGACCCCUCACCUUGAGCAGACUGAGGUUUUGGAAGUAAAGGAAAAGAUAAAUGAUGAAGGUGCAAAGGCGCCAGCACUACUGGGAGAUGUUGAUGGACCACGCUUUGCAUUGCCCAUGUGUGAGAUGGUAGACAGUGUCCAUGAAAUAAGGGAACCAACCAUUGCUCAGCUUCUACAAGAGAAAGCUCUCUUCUCCUUCUCAGAGUGGCCUAAGGACAGAGUGAUCAUCAACCGUAUUGACAGUAUCUGCCACACUAUCUUAAAGGGGAAGUGGCCUUCCUCUAGUCAGCAGUACGAGUCUCCCACCUCAUUGGCUAACACCUGUGUGCCCAGCAGUGCCCACCAGAGGGCAGGGUUUCUGUCUACCAGAAUGCCUAUUUCUCAGAGCCUUAACUUUAACCUCCCACACGCAGUACCACACUUAGCAAAGGAGCGGUUAGUGGCCCCAGCAUUUCUUUCAGAGCUCAAACGUCCAAGACGUAGUUUUGAAUUUGAGGCAGAAGUCCUUGCCAAACCAAGCCAUCUUGGAGAAAAGAUCCAGGUUGGCUUGCCUCAUCGUGCUAAUGCUCUCCUCCUUAAUGGCUGGCAGGAUGCCGCUAUUGACCUCUCCAAACCAACAGAGCUAACAGUUGGAGGAGACAGUGGGCCAACUGGUCAGAUGAGCCACACUGUCCAGUCAGUGCCUCAUAAAAUAACUGGGAUAGGCUCCAUACAAGGCUCACUGGGAUUGGAUAUGGCUGGCAUUUUGCAGGCUGGCCUGAUUCACCCAGUCACGGGGCAGAUUGUCAACGGCGGUCUUCGUCGUGAUGAUUCAAUGUUGAGACGGAGGAGAGGACGGAGAAGAAAUAUUGAGACUCCUGAUCUCAGCUUUAUAAAGGGACGAAGCGUGGACUUGCCUGAAAAGCAGAGCGGGUCAGAGAGUAUCAGCCACCCUGUUGUGUCCUCCACAUCCUCCCAGUCAGAAGGCCCUACAGCCACCCCGACUACACAUUCUCCUCACCCUCCAGCAUCCUCUCCAGCUCCUCCUCCAGCCUCGGAGGCCACAAAUGUGAGCUUGGACAGGGAAACAGCCAAUAAAGGCCUAAUCGAAUGGCUAAGACAAAACCCCAACUACAACAUGGAGCUUUCUGCUUUUCCGUCUCAGAAUGCAAGCAUGUUGCACAGUUUCUUGGAGCGCCCGAAGCAGAGAAGGCAUCGCUGCAAAGACCCAACCAAGCUCAAUGUCAACUCACUGACUGGGGAGGAGAGAGUCCCAGUAGUGCACAGAAACACAGGCCGCAGGCUUGGAGGUGCUAUGGCUCCAGCCAUUAAAGAGCUCUCCCGGUGGCUGGAUGCAAACUCUGAAUACUAUGUGGCUCCUGAUUGGGCAGAUGUGGUGAAGCACUCGGGUUUUCUGCCGGAGGUCAAAUUCACACGCAUCCUCUCUGAACCUGUGUGUCGCUAUCCCGGUCCACAUAGGAGAGGCAGACGACCCCGCAGCGAGAUGCCCAAAGCCCCCGAGCUCCCUGCUGGCAUGGGUCCGCUCUUCAUGAACGGUGGGCUCAUUGGCAGCAUGGAUCUGGUUAGCUUACCCAAUCUCCGCAAUGUCCCUGGCAUCUCGCUAACUGGAAUCAUGGGCUUUCCUCACGGUUUUGCCACUGCUCUACCAUCAGGAGAAGACGCCAAGAAUGGACUCAGCAUGCUGCCCAUGAUGCUUCACGGCAUGGCGGCCGUGCAGCCGUCCAUGUACAGCGCUCACAUGAGUGGAAUGAUGAAUCAACCACUGUCCACUGCAACGUCCACUGCAACUGCAUCCUCCACUACAGCGAGCGUGACUCUUACAAACUCUGCAACUAUAACCUCAACCUCCAAUCCGGCGGAUAGUUUGGAUUCUGCACUUCAGCAUGAUAACGCAAGCUCUCCGAUGAGCAUGGAGAAUGGGAAUAGGGAGGACAUAAAACAAGGGGAAGAGAAGAAAGUUUCUGCUUCAGUGUCUACAGCUGCGGCCACUAGCAGUAGUAGUAGCAGCAUCACAAGCACCGGUAGCCAUUUGACCUUUAACCCUUUUCUGAUCCCAGGAAUGUCACAUAGUCUGUUGUAUCCUCACAUGUUCUUGCCACCGGGCAGUAUAAUGGCACUGCCCGCCAUGACUGUAGCAGACAGCACGGGCAGCCCCAAGAGGAAGAGGAAGAAGGUUAGGGAGGAAGGACCAGAGGAGGGAAGCAGCAGUGUUGGUGUGCAUAUAGAUGGUGUGGAACUGAAGGAGUUUAAAGACAAACAGACACCCGAACAAAAGAGCCAAGAGGGCGAAAUGGAAGAAGGCAGACCUGAUGUAGAUUUAGCUCAGGUCAAAGAUCCUUCUGAGGAUAGAAGAACUGAGGAAAAAGACAAAAAUGAGAUGGGAGAGGAACCUGAGCCAAGUGCUCAAGGCUCGUGUGACAGUGAAGCCUAGAAUGCAUCCUCACAUUUUGGCCGCAGUACUUUUAUGUGUGUCGUGUCGGUAAAAGUUUGUGUAUAGAACUUUGAUUAUCAACGUAUUGUUUAUAGACCUGCCCUUGUAAUUUCACUGACAUCUACUCUUCCUUCUGGGUGUGUGACACUUGAAGCAUGCAAACACUCGGAGGACUUCAAUCCUGAAAAAGGGACAACAUCAUCAUUGUUGUUAGCUUGUUCCUUUUGCAUAAUGAGAACGGCUACUCAAACGUUUCUGUCUAUUGACGGAGAACGCUCUUAAUGACCCCAGCGUUUUUCCCUUUUCAUAAGGUGUUAUUAACUAGCAUCUUUCACAGAUUCUCAGAAAGCGGUAGGAUGUUGGAAUUGUGCAAAAAAACUUACAGCAGUCUCACUUCAUAAUCAUGUUUCAGAUCACGCUCUUAUAGUUGCAUAAGACCUAGGUUCAUGUUUUGAAACAUUUCUCAGAGUAAUGUAAAAAAAAAAAAAAAAACACUCGUCCCAUUGGUAGAUUACCAGCAGAGCUGCAUCUGAUACAGUCUCGAUGGACCACAGUAUUUUGUUCUUAGUUGCUUGCUGCUAUGUAUUCAUUUUAGUGAAGAUUUUAACCUAAAUCCUUAACAAAGCUAUAGGUGGCAUGAGUGCAACAAUGGUGAGUGCAAUGGAAACUCAAAUAGAGCAAGGCUUGAAAUUGAUGGCAAAGAACAAUCCUGAGAUUGAUUUAUCUUUUGUUUUGUUUGUCAUAUUGUUUUUGAUGUCAUUUCCACAUGUUUGCUUUGGUAAGAUGCCCCCUUGGAAUACUACUAAUCAUUUAUAGAGAUGGCUAUAUAUACACUUAGAGGUGCUGCAUAUUCAAUGGCAAAGGUUUAGUGCUGUAGAUGAGACUCUGUUCUAAAUAGUAUUGGUGCAGGGGCUUAUAAUACAAGUCUGAUGCAAAACAGGUGGUGGAACAUUGUGAGACUUAUGUCAUUCAAACAUGUUUGACAUUCUUCCGUGGAGCACAAAAGCGGCAUGCUCCCAUUAAGAAGUGGCUAUCAAGCUUCAUAAAUGGCCAUGAAACCACUCCAUACGACUAUUUUCUGCAAAAUAAUCUUUGAAAACCAAAGUUUGAAAUCCCAUGGUCAUUGUGGAUUUGUUAUGUGGGGAAGAGCAGCAUAAACAUUCUUUAAAACGUAUCCUUUCGUGUUCCACUGAAGUAAAGCAAGUCAUACAAGUUUGAGGGUGAGUAAAUUAUGCCAGAGAGUUGAGUUUUGGGUGAAAUAUUCCUUCACCCAAAAUAAGACAAAAAUAUCUUUGCAAAUCACCAUUUUUUUUUUUUUUUGCCUUGACUAAAGCCCUUUGGUUGAUGGGGUUGAAAGAAAGAUGUCAGACUGACUCGUUCUCCUCAUGGGUUACAUUGCUCUUAUUUUCUAUGGUGCAUUUAAAAAAUACUGUAGAGUAAGACAUGAAAAUCUAUCUAGCUGUUUAUUGCCGUUACUAUUGUUUACAAGCACACAAUGUUAUUUUUUUCCCUUGCCAGUAUGUCUCAUAUUGGGAGGGUGUUUAAAAUAAUCAGCACUAGUGUUUCUUUUAUUUGAAAUAAUUUACACCAGUUGAUAACCAGAUAAUUUAACUUGUUUUCUCCCCCAGUCUCAACAGGGUCUCUCUUUUGUGGGAGUAUUCAUUUUCCACCUUUUCAUCUUUUUUUUUUUUUUAUGUGAAAACAUUUUUGCACAGUCUUUUUGGUGAAUGUUUACCUGUAAUUGUGUUCCGUCUUGUUUGUUUGUGUGUGUUCGUGUGGAUGCAUGCGCACACUUGCACGUCACUUCCUGUACAUUUUGACCUAUGUAAACCUGUACUGUAAAUUUCUUGUCUAAACAACAACAACAAAAAAUCAUGUUCACCUUCAACAAAACAUAAUGUUGUUGCCUUGUCACACUAUUUGUGACACCAAGAUGUAAUUUAUUAUGCUCUUAUUUCUUUUUACUUUGCCAAAUUCACCAAAUAGGACAUUUCCCCAUUCUCAUCGCAUCUAUUUUAUUGUGUUCACUUUGCAAUGCCUUAUUUAGCGGUUUAUAUAUGGAUGUUUGUUACAUCUUUAUGUUGGAAAAUAUAUAUCAAAGUACUUGUGUACAGUGUCAACGUUUUGGGAAGCAGUCUCAGUCAUACUAGUUCAAAUCUAGUUGUACAGAUACUGGCCUUGUAGAUUUUUUUUUUUUUUUGUGUAAAACUUCAAAUCAUAAAACCUUUGAAAUAACGUAAUCCGUUUCCACUCUCAUCCAAAACAGUAUUGCAAAGCACAAAGUCUUAACUUUCAAAACUGUUUCGUUGUUAGUCUGAAAGCUUACCUCAGAUCUUUCUCUAUUGUCCUUACACUGCUUUCUGAGUAACAUCUGGUGAACAAAAACCCACAGACCUCAUCUAGACAUCUGGAUGAUUAUGCUAUCCUUACUUUUGACGUUUUGAUCAGUUCGUAACUCCAUUAAAGGCCUUCAACAUUUCAGGAGAAUAACAGCCAGUAUAUGUACAUCUGGAGAGUUCAGACUGUUAGACUGAGAAUGCUGCGUUGCUGGUUGUAAGUGUAUUGAUUUUAUAAAUGUACUGUUUGUUGGAAAUGUACAGUUUGAAAACACAACACUGUUAUUGGAAACUUAAAAACACUCCAGUUUAAUCAAGUUAUUUGAAUAGAAAGUCUCCCUGGCGCAAUAUCUGGGCUCAUCAGUGAAUAUAUAUUAAAUUCUGUGUCCUAGUAACAUUGCUUUUAUCUUUCUGCUAGCUGAAACAGUUUGGUUUUUCAUCCAGAAGCCUGAUCAAUUUAAAAUUCUACCUGUAUUUAUUGUUUUACUGUCUCCGCAUUGUCUCUGUGCAAUUGCAACAUGUACAUAAAAUUGAUGUCUCCAGGUUUUGGAUCUUUUCCUAUAUGGGAUGUCUACACUGAUCUAUUUUACUUUCCAUAAAAGGUGAACUGUUCUGAAAAUGGUAAUGUUGACUCAAUUUGUGUGUAUAAACACAUCUCUGGAUAGUUGCUCCCAGAUACUCUUGAAAGAAAAAAAAAGCCUUCCCAUUGGCCCCUUCCUCCAUGUUUUUUGAUGGAUUGAUCAAAAGAAGAUGAUUGUAGUAGCUUUGCGUAGUUCAUUUCCGAUGGGAAAUGAGAAUUGGUAAAUUUGUGGUACCAUGUGCCAGUGUCAUUUUGAUCAGACUCACCAUUGAAUAUGUUAUUGUCAGUGUUUGCAUGUCAGGACCUGCUAAAAGACCAGUCACCAUGUCUGAGGCAGAGCAACGUUCCAUAUUUCAAAGUGAAUGCAAGUCAUGCUUCUAUGGAGUGUUUCUUAUAACAGCUAUGUAGCCAGACAGAAUAAAAGCAAAACUGCGCUUGUGUUGGAGGUUCUGUUCCUCUAGAUCUUGUAGAAUAACGUUGACUUUAUUUGAUCUAAUGGUCAGUGUUCAUUACAAGGAAGUACUUUAAGUUUGUAGUUACAUUGAAGCAAGUGCACUCUAUUGGGAUGAUCACUCGACAAAAAGUGAGCUUAUACUCUUGGUAUGAAAUCUGCAGCAGUGCUGAGAGUCAUGGGUGUUAUUAUUAUUAUUUUUUUUUGGGGGGGGGGGAUAUUUUCUUUGUUUGUUUUUUUUUUUUUUGUUCCAGUUCUCCUGUACACGGAUGUGGACCAAUCAUAUAAUUCAAACCAUGGUUUGUGAUCUUUUAUUGUGCAAUAAAAGGUUACUUUGAA